This is a messenger RNA of Rotaria sp. Silwood1, 355 nucleotides long. The record is from the annotation of a GenBank genome assembly. Lineage: Eukaryota; Metazoa; Rotifera; Eurotatoria; Philodinida; Philodinidae.
AUGGCACUUUGUUUGGCUAACUCACUUGUAGUCAAAGGUGAUUUAAAUCUCUAUGAUCAACUAGUUCGUUACAAAUGGUGGUAUAGAGCAGGAUACAUGUCAUCAACAGGAAAAUGCUUUGAUAUUGGUCUAUCUACGAGUCAAUCAUUGCAAGAAUUCGAGAGUCGUCAAAUGGAUUUUAGUAAGAAAUAUAACAUUGCUUAUGAAGAAAUAGACUAUAUUGCCGGUGAUAAACAUCUCAUCGAUGAAUUUAACGUCUAUUGUAGCGAUACUGAAGUUGCUGGUAAUGGAGCUCUUAUGCGCCUUGGACCAGUACCACUUUUUUUCUAUCGAUUUCCAAAAUAUGCUGUAGAAU